Messenger RNA from Aedes albopictus (Asian tiger mosquito), 817 nucleotides. RefSeq lists its product as uncharacterized. The transcript has a single exon. Lineage: Eukaryota; Metazoa; Arthropoda; Insecta; Diptera; Culicidae. The record is from RefSeq and is a predicted model, not a curated record. Bases 107 to 784 code for a protein of 225 amino acids.
UAUUAUUGACUAAUGACUAUGCACAAGUUACAUGUAGCUUCUGCGACAACUGAUCAAACACGAAAAAUGUGUAUCGGUGGACAGAUCGAGAUCAGUAUUUAUCGAGAUGGUCUAUUCUCGCCUCAGUUCUCUUCAGUAUUCGCACUUGUUCAGAACGAUGUUCCGAACCACUAUCGUAUUAACAGUAACUAUUCUUCACUUUGCUUCCAGCCACAACGUUCCUCCAUGGAAUGGAUGCUACGCUGUUGGAUGCUUAACGCAGGAAGGCUGCUCUCCUUGGAACUUCUAUCAAUAUCGAUGCUACCGUACCUGCUACUACAACCGGUAUUGUCCACCUUCACCCCCACCCCAACCGAGAAAGAAAUGCUACAAGAUUACUCACGAGGCCACCGGAAAGUCGUUGGCAUCCAGUGAAGUGUUCAAUGACACAACAAAAAUGAAAUAUGCAACAGUUUCCAGCAAUCCACCCGGCAACUACCUGUGGACAAUGGAACCUUCUUACGGAGGCGUUUACUACAUCCAAAAUUUUAACAAGCUCGAGUUUCUGAAAGCGGAUGCCAACGGAACGUACCUAGUGCUCAAUGAACCUCUCGAUCGUUCUUUCCAAUUUCGUCCGAUCAAUACCAAAGAAGGAGCAUCGAUGAUGCAGCUACAGGCGGCAUUGAACAACGGUUUCCUAUUUGUCCAUACACUUGGUCAAGGCGGUAGCACUGUUCAAAUCACCACCGAUCCAUUCACCAACUAUUACCAAACGAUCUGGCGGAUUAUAGAACUUUAUUGUUGAAAUACAUGUAUGUGUGUACCCUGAAUCUUCAAA